This is a messenger RNA of Metarhizium brunneum ARSEF 3297, 870 nucleotides long. RefSeq lists its product as uncharacterized. The record is from RefSeq and is a predicted model, not a curated record. Lineage: Eukaryota; Fungi; Ascomycota; Sordariomycetes; Hypocreales; Clavicipitaceae.
AUGGCGAACUGGAAUACUUGGAAUCCCUUUGGCCGCCGCGAGUCUCACAGCUCUGGCUCUAUCCUCACCUACAAGCUGCUCACCCUCCUCACCUGGCUGCUGUCCGUCAUCGUGACCAUCUACUAUGCCAUCCACGAGCCCAAGGAUGGCUUCACCCUCCGCCGCCGCAUCUGGGACCAGAAUAACCUGAUCCGCACCGCCUUCACCAUGAGCCCCGUCCUCGGCGACAUCUACUGGGUCAUCCUCUUCAUCCUCCAGUUCGGCUACAUCACGCACCUCUUCUCGCGCACCCCCGAAACCGUCAACUACGCCGCCAGCGUCGGCAGCCACUUCAUCGUCAACAACCUCUUCCACUUUGCCUUUAUCAUGCUCUUUGUCCGCUCGCACUUCAUCUGGGCCGAGGUCAUGCUCGUCAUCAACUUCUUCAAUCUGUCGAGCCUGUACUUCCGCCACAACACGUCGCCGCGCUUCAUCCACACCCCCGUCGUCUCGGGGCCCCUGGCCUGGACCUUUGUCGCCCUCUACUGGAACGGCGCCAUGAUGGUCUACCACCCGCACAACCUGGUCGCCAGGAUCUUUGGCAACAUUUUCAUCUGGGCCAUCCUGGCCUACGGCGGCUUCUUUAUUGUUGCCUACAAGGACUACACCAUGGGCUUUUGGCUCAGUCUCCUGGCUGCCGCCAUUGGAGUCGCUCAAUUCGAGCGCCAGAUCAUUGCUCUCCAGUGGAUCUUUGCCUUUGUCAUCAUGGCCGUCCUGUUCCUCGCUACGGUGACGGUUGCCGUGCCAGCUUGGACAGGCAGAGACUAUCUGUGGCGCCGCGAGGCACAGCCUGCCGGUGAAGCUGAACGGGCUCCUCUGCUCCAUGACUAA